Molecule: messenger RNA, 462 nt
Organism: Lichtheimia ornata
Lineage: Eukaryota; Fungi; Mucoromycota; Mucoromycetes; Mucorales; Lichtheimiaceae
Exons: 4
Coding region: 1-462 (153 amino acids)
Molecular function (GO): calcium ion binding; enzyme regulator activity
Source: RefSeq, a predicted model, not a curated record
AUGGCAUAUUUGGGUCGAGCAGAUCAACUUUCCAAGGAGGAAAUCGAUGAGUAUCGGGCAGCAUUCCAACUCUUUGACAAGAAUGGCGAUGGGAACAUUUCGGCCAAAGAGCUCGGUGUUGUUUUGCGCUCGUUUGGUAUGAACCCAAGUGACGCUGAACUUCAGGAUAUGGUCAACGACGUGGAUGCUGAUGGCAACGGCACUAUUGAUUUUGAAGAAUUCCUCGGUCUGGUCAAGAAUCUCAAAUCAGAUAACGAAGCGGAUGAUCUCAAGGAAGCAUUCAAGGUGUUUGAUGCUGAUGGUAACGGCUUGAUCGAUCGUGAAGAGUUGAAGCGUGUCAUGGCUUCUUUGAAUGAAGAGCUCUCCGAAGAAGAUUUAUCAGCCAUGAUCAAUGAAGCCGAUACCGACAAGGAUGGCCAGAUCAGCUUUGAAGAAUUUAAGGCCAUGAUGGGUGCAAAGUAA